AUGUCAAAAUCAAUUGGCGCUUUGCCGCGCCUGGCUAUGGGCGUCAAGGCCGUUCUCCGACCAGCUCAGCACUGUCACGCAAGGGCAUUCUCGGCGGCUUCACGGUGCCGUACAGAUGGUGUUUACAAGGAGCUUACCUCAAUGCGAAUAAAACUACCUUUUAUUGAAGCACUUAAACGGCAACAACAACAGGGCGAAAAGAGUGAUACCCCGCCUAUUUCAACAGAGAAAGGUCCAAGAGAUUUGGCUCCCAAAUCCAUGUCUGAUAGCUACCACAAACUUAUAUUACCCUUGGCUAGAGAUCCGUGGUUGCUAGACUCAUAUAUCAACUCCUCGGGUCAUAUUAGGCUGGGAACUCUGUUUAUGGACCUUGAUGCUCUCGCCGGGGUGAUUGCUUACAAGCAUACGGGUGACUCGGUCAUGACCGUUACUGCAGCAGUGGAUCGGAUUACACUCAAACGUCCAUUGAACACAAUAUGUGAUCUUGAACUCAGUGGCCAAGUAACGUUUGCAACGGGGAGAAGUAGCAUGGAAGUAUCGUUGCAAGUUGCAAAAGCACCUGAAGAAGGCCAAACAGUCAAAGAAGACGAUGUCUUAAUGACUUGCGCCUUCACCAUGGUAUCUCUAGACCCAGCUACUAAAAAAUCUGUAGCAAUCAGUCCCCUCAAAACCAACACCCCCGAAGAAAAGCGGAUCUUUACGCAAGGCCAGAAAAACUACGAUCUGAAGAAGGCAGCUGGCAAGCUUGCGCUGAGAAAGCAAACUCCCAACGACGAGGAAUCAGACUUGAUCCAUGCCCUUUGGCUUCAACAACUCACCUGGCACGACCCAAGUACCAGUGCCCGGAAACCCAGCAAUUCACUUUCUAUGGCUAGCACACAGAUCCAAUCCGUGCAGAUAAUGCAACCUCAAUACCGCAACCGCCACAACUUCAUGAUCUUCGGCGGGUUCCUCCUAAAAUCUACGUUUGAGCUCGCUUUCACGUGCGCCUCCGCAAUGUCGCACUCUCGCCCCAAAUUCAUCGCCCUCGACCCCUCCACCUUCGAGAACCCCGUCCCGGUAGGCUCAGUGCUGUACCUCACCGCCACUGUAGCCUAUUCAGAUUCGCCGCUCCUGUCCCCAUCCUCGGGAUUCAGCCAGAAAAAAAUGAGUCCUGAGGGGUCUACAAGAGUGCAGAUCAGGGUUGAGAGUAAGGUGAAAAGCAUGGAGCAUGAUGGGGAGACGAAACCUACAGGACUUUUUAGUACGUAUUUGAAAUUUCCUCGAUUUGGCACACCCAAAUUCCUUCUUUUGCCUGUCAUCAAUACAGUAUGCCCCCUAUUAUCCACCCCCCAACACGAGAGCUUCUCAGCCGUCAAGACAGCUGCUUCCGCCGUGCCUCUCCUAGCGCGGACAUUAGAGCCUCAGGACAUUGUGCUGGGAGUGUCAAUAACACCUAGUUGGUGCUGCUAA
Venustampulla echinocandica is the source of this 1452-nucleotide messenger RNA. Its product is annotated as Thioesterase ester dehydrase-isomerase. The record is from RefSeq and is a predicted model, not a curated record. Gene Ontology annotation, molecular function: fatty acyl-CoA hydrolase activity. Gene Ontology annotation, cellular component: mitochondrion. The coding region runs from base 1 to 1452 and encodes 483 amino acids. Gene Ontology annotation, biological process: acyl-CoA metabolic process. The transcript has 4 exons. Lineage: Eukaryota; Fungi; Ascomycota; Leotiomycetes; Helotiales; Pleuroascaceae.